Penicillium concentricum is the source of this 888-nucleotide messenger RNA. RefSeq lists its product as uncharacterized. The record is from RefSeq and is a predicted model, not a curated record. The coding region runs from base 1 to 888 and encodes 295 amino acids. The transcript is spliced from 3 exons. Lineage: Eukaryota; Fungi; Ascomycota; Eurotiomycetes; Eurotiales; Aspergillaceae.
AUGUCUGUCACGUCAACACCUACCUACGUGGUCAAGCAUGUCUACUUUGUCACCAGUCACCCAUCAUCCACUCACGAGAUUCCCGAGCAUUCGAACAACUUCCUGCUCAAUUUGAUCCACUCUUCAACAGAUCCCACAUCUCAUCAUUGCAUCCCACCACCCAGUCCAGUGCCGGAACCCACUAACCUACUACACUCUUGCAGACCACACCACCCCGUGCCUCACUACCUUCUUCGACAGUCGCCAGGCGAGCUAGAAAUACAAUCCUCUGACACCAUACUUCUCAGCACCAGCAGGCGGUGUGUUGGGUUUUAUGAUCAGGGGAUCCCGGUUUCUGGUACCUGGCACUGUGACAUCACUGAAGAACCAUCGUCCUCGACAGUCACCACGAGACCGCUAGAAAUACAUUCUCUGACACCAUACCCUCCGGCACCAACAGGCGGUGUGUUGGGCGGUAUGAAUCAGAGAAUCUAUGUUUCUAGUACCUGGGACUGUGAUAGCAAUGAAGAACCAUUAUCCUCGGAUUCUGGUAUAUCAGGGCUGUCCACUGCGAGUGACUUUCGUAUAUCAGUGUGUCUACGCGAGUUGAUUCUGGUAUAUCAAUGCUGCCCAUUGCGAGUUGACUCUGGUAUAUCACUGUUGCCCCAGCGAGUCGCGAACAGUCAUUUCUCAGCACUCCGCACUCAGCAACUAGCAACCACCAAUCUCUCAGUACCUCCAACUUUGGGUCACACCAAAUCCCAACAAAAGACCACAACAAUCCUUGAUGAAAUGGUACCAACGAUCCCACAUCCGAGACGCAAAAUCUCAGCACUUGUCACUUUCAUCAACAUGAACUUUCACUCUUUACUGCUGAGCACUUCCCACUGGACUGGGUUGGCACACUGA